Molecule: messenger RNA, 2715 nt
Organism: Xylona heveae TC161
Lineage: Eukaryota; Fungi; Ascomycota; Xylonomycetes; Xylonales; Xylonaceae
Product: plasma membrane stress response protein-like protein
Exons: 6
Coding region: 177-2387 (736 amino acids)
Biological process (GO): chloride transmembrane transport
Cellular component (GO): cortical endoplasmic reticulum
Molecular function (GO): chloride channel activity
Source: RefSeq, a predicted model, not a curated record
CCACCGGCACCUCCAGCAGCUGCCAACUUCCUUGUCUCUUGCUUUCCAUUCCAAGCCAGCUUGGAUGAGGGCGUUAAAGAAGGCAGUGCUAUAAGAGUCUUCUUUUUGCUACCCUUCCAUCCACUCUUGCGCUCUCUCUGUUCGCAACCGCUGAAGCAAUCGCGGCUGCUUUCACCAUGACGGCUCACACGACUCACGGCAAUGCGUUGCAGGCCAACUUUGACGUCGAUUAUGUGAUUUGUUAUAGAUUCCAGGAUACUGAUAAAGAGAAGGCACAGGCCGGCUUCGAGAAGCUUAUCCGUGCUCUGACUGAUGUGGGGCUCGCGACCGCCGUUAGGCCAGGAGACGAUUGCUCGGUGCUCGUCUUCGUGAAGAUGUAUUCUGAGGGUCAUUUAACUGGAGAGAUCUACAGGUCGAGAGUCAAAGAUUGGUUGCACGGAGUCCGCGCUGCAGAACCGGACAAGGAGACCCAGUCAUCUUUGAGCAAGGAACCUGCAGUUGAGUCUGAACGACUGAGGCUUGUAUACGCACGCAUCACAGAUCCCAGCGUUGAGGGUGGAGCCGGCAUCACACCGAAGCAGGGCGAAUGGAAGAAUGUCGAAUCUGUUUUUGCGCUCCACGACCACACUUUCAAUAAGGAAUGGAUCAAGAAAUGGAGCACUUCCUCAACGCUCACUCUUGAGGACCUUGAUGAUAUAAGAAACAAAUUUGGCGAAAAGGUUGCAUUCUACUUUGCAUUCCUUCAGACCUACUUUGCCUUUCUUCUCUUUCCAGCGCUCUUCGGUUUCUCCUGCUGGGUCCUCCUGGGAUACUUUUCUCCCAUUUACGCAAUCGUGAAUGGUCUGUGGUGCAUUGUUUUUGUCGAGUACUGGAAACAUCAGGAGAAGGACCUUGCUGUGCGAUGGGGAGUCCGCGGGGUCUCUGCGAUUGAGACUAUUCGAGCGAGCUUCAGGCCCGAGAAAGAGGAAAAGGAUCCUGUGACAGGUGAAAUGGUUAAAAUUUUCCCAGCAACCAAGCGUUUCAGUCGACAAGUCCUGCAGCUGCCCUUUGCCAUUCUGGCUAGCGCAGCACUGGGCAGCAUCAUCGCUACCUGCUUUGCCAUUGAGAUUUUUAUUACAGAAGUCUACAAUGGCCCCUUCAAAUCAGUCUUGGUUUUCCUACCAACUGGUCUUCUGACCAUCCUUCAGCCCACGAUAUUGGCUCUGUUGACUGCCAUUGCCCGCAAACUCAACGACCUUGAAAAUUAUGAGACCAAUGAUUCUUACGAAGCUGCAAUGACGCAGAAAAUCUUUGUCCUCAACUUCAUCACUUCCUAUCUUCCCAUUAUCCUCACCGCUUUUGUUUACGUACCAUUUGGCAGUCUGCUUGUUCCUUACUUGGACGUCUUCAGCUUAACAGUCAAACCCUUUGCUGAGCACGAGAAGCAACUUCAAGUUCCUCAAUCUGGCUUCACCAUCAACCCUGAUCGGCUUCGCAAACAGGUCAUCUAUUUCACCGUAACUGCGCAGAUUGUAAAUCUCGGCAUGGAAGUCGUUCUUCCCUAUGUCAAGCGUCGUGGCUUUAACAAGUACAAGGAGAUCAAGAGCGAGCGUGCUGCUAAGAAGGGAGGUGCCACUCCUUCCUUGAGCAUCAAUGAUAUCCCUGAGGAAUCAGCGUUCUUGACUCGCGUUCGCAAUGAGGCGGAGCUGGACCACUACGAUGUCACUGACGACCUCCGAGAAAUGUGCAUUCAGUUUGGCUAUCUCGCUCUCUUUUCUGUCGUCUGGCCUCUUACAGCAGUCUCCUUCCUCAUCAACGACUGGCUUGAACUCCGCACAGAUGCAAUCAAAAUCUGCAUCGAAAUGCAAAGACCAAUUCCCUGGCGCGCAGACUCUAUCGGACCAUGGCUCGACAGCCUCAGCUUUCUGUCCUGGUUUGGCAGUAUCACAAGUGCUGCACUCGUGUACAUGUUCAGCGGUGACUCCAUGGGUCCUAGCGGCACCCCACAAAGCAUCAAGGGUUGGGUCCUUCUCCUGAUAAUCUUCUUCUCCGAACAUAUUUAUCUCGUUGUACGACUUGCCGUCAGCACGGUCCUUGCCAAGAUGGAGUCUCCCGGCCUUGCCAAGGAGCGCAAGGAGAGAUACCUUGUGCGCAAGCGGUAUCUUGAGGAGUCGCUCGGUCAGGAAGCCAAGGCUGGCAACGCUCCAAUUACUACUACGGACCAGCAAUCCCAACCAGAGAAGAUUACUCGCAAGAGUCUCGAGGACGAGGCCCGUGAGGCUAGUCUCAGAGAGGCCAAGCCCGGAGAGCACUUUUGGGCGAGACAACGGGGCUGGCGAGAGACGUUGCAAGUCGGUGCGGACUUGAUUGCAAAGUCGGCGCCUUCGGAGUCGAAGAAGGACCAGUAAUAUCCGCUUUAUCACCCGUACGAUCCAUUGCAACAUUAAAAAAAGGCAAUACACCCGGCGAAAAGAAGUAAGCUCAACCAUGAGCUUUUGAACCACUAAGCUUUUGAGCAUUUUUUGCUUUAUAAGCUUCCUUUCUCAAGCGUAUUAUGAUAAUGACGGGAAGAGAAAAAUGGGCAUUCCCGCUGUCGCCUCCACGAAACAAAGUCCCUAAUAUUCCAAUGCCACUUAUCCCGCACCUAAACGCCCCGUGGUAUGUCCAGCAAUAACCAAGGAAAAGAUUAUAGGAAAGUAAUAUAUACAAUGAAAUCAUCCCAUGCAACCGUACAUG